This is a messenger RNA of Aspergillus sclerotioniger CBS 115572, 640 nucleotides long. RefSeq lists its product as uncharacterized. Bases 143 to 640 code for a protein of 165 amino acids. The transcript is spliced from 2 exons. Lineage: Eukaryota; Fungi; Ascomycota; Eurotiomycetes; Eurotiales; Aspergillaceae. The record is from RefSeq and is a predicted model, not a curated record.
CCGUAUUACUCACUACUCACCUCAUGAGAGAAAUCCUUCAUAACCAUCCAUCGCCACGUCUUAAAACUCUAACCAUUCCCCAGUCAGACUUCAACUUCAUUCAACCUUAACAUCCUACCCACCCACAACCGACCCGAACAAAAUGUCCACUCCCACCCCCGUCAUCCUCUGCGGCGCCAUGCGCGAAGUCGCAGCCCUAAUCCGAACCCUCCUCCUCCCGGAAUACAACGUCGUCUACGCCGGCCACAAUCUCUCCGCCGCGGAGCGCGAAGUCCCCCUAAUCCUCUCUGGAUCUCCACCUCCCCCAUCAAAACUGCACACUCAAAUCGGAUCCAACGACUUCACCGAUCCACCCCGUGCUGUGAUCACCGGUGGGGGAUACAACGAGGAAAGAUUCCAAGCGCUAUAUCAGGCCUGCACAGCAGCUAAGAAUGGCGUUCCUCCCGUACCGUUCUUCAGAACGGAUAAUGGACUUACGGAUCGAUUGGCUGCGACGGGAGAGGGGCCGGCGCAUGCGUCGGCUGAGUAUCCGGCUGCGGUUACGCGGAGGUUGAAGGAAAAGUUGAGGGAGGCUGGGGUUGGGGAGGGGGAGGGGAGAGGGGGGUGUUUUGGUUUUGAGGGUGGAGGAGUAUGUAUAUAG